Molecule: messenger RNA, 1422 nt
Organism: Boeremia exigua
Lineage: Eukaryota; Fungi; Ascomycota; Dothideomycetes; Pleosporales; Didymellaceae
Product: Tannase/feruloyl esterase
Exons: 2
Coding region: 1-1422 (473 amino acids)
Source: RefSeq, a predicted model, not a curated record
AUGCUCAAAAGCUCGCUACUGCUGCUUCUUCCAGCUUUCGAGUCGACACUCGAUUCUACCUCCAUCAGCUUCUGCAACGUGACGCUCACCUACACCCACCCUGGACAAAAUGACAACAUCAAAGUCUGGCUUGGGCUUCCUUUAGCGUGGAAUGAGAGGUUCUACGGUGCGGGUGGUGGUGGAUGGAAUACUGGAUUUCCCUCCGAAAUGGUAUAUUCCUUAUCGAAAGGCUAUGCUACGGUCGCGACAGAUGGAGGACACGAUGCUUUCCGCCAGCCUGCUGAUGAGUGGGGGCUGCUAAGCCCUGGAAACGUCAACUUGUACGCGUUGCAAAAUUUUGCAUCUGUGACGCUCAACGACAUGACUGUUCUUGGUAAGCAGUUAACAGAAGCUUAUUAUGGAAAGCCUAUCUCAAAAUCCUACUGGGCUGGCUGCUCGACGGGAGGUCGACAGGGCCUGAUGAUGGCACAACGUUAUCCUAACGCUUACGACGGUAUCAUUGCACGAGCUCCAGCGUCACACUGGACGGAGUUGAUCUUUACCAUCUUCUGGCCUCAAUUAGUCAUGCAGAAGAUCGGAUACUUCCCUCCUCUGUGCGAGCUUGAUGCUAUAACUGCUGCGGCUACGAGCGCAUGCGACGAACUCGAUGGUAUCAAAGAUGGCAUCAUCGGUCUCCCAGGCUUAUGCACUUUCGAUCCUGAGACAGUUGUUGGCCAGCCGUAUGCUUGUGGUAACAUAACAGGGACCAUCUCGAAGGAGGCCGCGGAGAUUGUCAAUUCUACGUGGAAAGGAGCCACAGAUGCAGAAGGUACGCUGCAAUGGCCCGGUUUGACUCCUGGAUCACCCUUGUACGCAGUAGCAGGUACUACGUGUGAUGCCAAUGGGCACAACUGCACUGGAUCUCCAUUUCACGUCUCGACAGACUGGCACCGUCUUUUCAUCCACAAGGACCCCUCAUUUGACCCGUACAAUUAUACACAGACAGAAUGGGAUGCAGCAUUCCACGCCUCAGGACAGCAAUACACGUCGAUUAUUGGUACUAGCGAUGCCGACCUCUCCGAGUUCAAGAAUGCAGGAGGAAAGAUGAUCACGAAUCACGGCACGGCGGACGAAGCUAUCCCAUUCAAAGGCAUCGUCAAUUACUACGAGGAGGUACUUGCGCUAGAUGCAAAUACGACUGACUUUUAUCGCCUUUUCGCAGAGCCGGGUGUUGGACACUGUGGAGGAGGACUCGGUGCGGAGGCAAAUGACAUUCUAGAUGUACUAGUCUCGUGGGUAGAAGAUGGAGAGGCACCGGAGACAGUGGCUGCCGCUCGCACGGUCAACGGGUCGAUCUGGGAGCGUGAAUUGUGCAUGUACCCUCUGUCGUCCAUCUACAAAGGCGGUGAUCCGAAGGUAUCGUCAUCGUACCAGUGCGAAUGA